Solea senegalensis (Senegalese sole) is the source of this 2286-nucleotide messenger RNA. Its product is annotated as beta-1,3-galactosyltransferase 2-like. The transcript is spliced from 2 exons. Gene Ontology annotation, molecular function: N-acetyl-beta-D-glucosaminide beta-(1,3)-galactosyltransferase activity. Gene Ontology annotation, cellular component: membrane. Lineage: Eukaryota; Metazoa; Chordata; Actinopteri; Pleuronectiformes; Soleidae. The coding region runs from base 154 to 1239 and encodes 361 amino acids. The record is from RefSeq and is a predicted model, not a curated record.
GGACGCACAGACAGACACACAGAGCCACCAAAAACAAUACUGUGGGAGUGAACUGACUAUGUGAAGUACAGGUGUUCUUCCCACUCUCUCCUCUCUGGCGACACAGACGCAGAUGUUUCGACUUCCUGAAAGAGCCUGGCGCCGAAAAGAAGUAUGUGGAGGAGGAGACCCAUGCUGUUGUUUCCAGCGUUCUUCAUAUCCCUCUUUCUCCUCCGUAAAGAUUUCAGACACAUGUUAACCUUCAUCCCUGGAAUCAUCAAAAACCAAGUAUCUGCAGAAUCGGGUCCUUAUGUGUCUCCAGGUCUGUAUUUGGUGGAAUAUCCUUACCAGUAUCACUUCAUCAUGAAUGAGCCGCAGAAAUGUGCCGAGCAGAAGCCUUUCGUGGUUCUGAUGGUCCACGUGGCGCCACAGAACAGGGCUCAUCGUGACAUCAUCCGUAAAACAUGGGGAAGUGAAAGUGUGGUACUGGACAAAGUGGUGACGGUGAUGUUCCUGCUGGGGCUGUACACUGGAGAGGGAGGCGAGCAGCUCCGAGAACAGCUUCUGCAGGAGAGCGAGGAGCACCGGGACCUGAUCCAGAGCGACUUUGUGGACUGCUACAAGAACCUGACCAUCAAGACCAUGGUGAUGAUGGAGUGGCUGGACACCUACUGCUCCAACGCCUUCUACGCCAUGAAGAUCGAUUCGGACGUGUUCCUGAACGUUCCCAAUCUCAUCGCACUGUUGUCAAACGCUCCAAAGUCGUACUACAUGACCGGCCGCGUAGAGAGAGGAGCUGAAGUUCUUAGAAAUUCAACAUCAAAAUGGUUUGUUCCUGAGGAGAUUUACCCUCAAUACUUUUACCCCACAUAUGCUCUUGGUUUGGGCUACAUCAUGUCUUUGGACCUCCCAAAGAAACUGGCGGAGGCAGCCAAACACAUCAAAGCUCUUUACAUUGAAGACGUGUAUGUGGGCAUGUGCAUGGAGCACUUGGGCAUCCCCUUCACUGACCCUCCAAGUGUGUUGGAUUUUAACGUUUCUCCUGUGAUCUACAAUCGCUGUGCUUUCCAUAGCCUCAUAGCCACAACGGUUGAGGACCACGUCAACCUUUUAUCGCUUUGGGAACACUUUCACAGCUCUGACACAUUUUACUGUGACCAAUUCAACCUAAACGAGUAUGUACAACAAUCGAAAAUUAGAUUAUCUGGCCAAAUACACCCAACCCCAAGAUCCACAAGUAUAAUUAUUAGUGACCAAUAAUAUACACCGUUUGCCAUGAAUUGCAUUAAAAUAUGUCAGAUCAAAUUCGAACAAAAGGUCUUAUUCCUUUUAAAUUUGGUUCACACAUUUGUUACCAUCUGUAUUAGUGAGCACUACACCUUAAAAUGUGCAUGAUGUCAAAACAAAGUGUUUAUUUACCCCACCUCCAACAUCUAUUCAGAGAAUUUCUAAGUACAUCUAACCGCAUAGCCUCAUAGCCUGUCCAUGUGGACCCCAUAAUGGUUAUAUCCAAUCAGACAAUAUGGGUCCCAAGCAGGUAUGUCUGUGGUUUUACAUUUUACUGAAACCAUAUGGGACCUGCAUAAUUUGCCCACUUCAGACUCAGUGCCAAUUAGCACCCACUUAGCAACAGGUAGCCUGGAAAGGGUGGGCACGGGCUUGAAGUGGGCAAACACGUGUGGAACCCCCAUGGAAACCAUGCACAAACCCGCACGGGACCCAUAUUUGUCAGCCUGAAUAUAACCCUUAGGACCCAUGACCUCAACCUCUCCCAUCUCCUGAGAGACCAUCUGAGAUCUGCUGCCCAGAAAGCUGAAGAAACUGUUGGACAAAUGGUCAGAAAACAUCUCAGGGAAGCUUAGCUGAGUGCUAGUCGGCCUUGCCUGGGUAUCGACCUGACUGCCACGUGCUGCAAUGACGACCCAAGUCUGGGCAGAUGUCGCUGGUUUGAGCUAACUUUCGUUUUCAGGAGGCCAUGUUGGCCAACUUCAGAUUCUCCCAAUCGCAAACCCUGGCGCAAUAUAGGUGUGCAUAACGCGAUGGCAAACAGAGUGGUGACAUCACGCAGCUUUUGUACACAUCCAACAUGUUGUUCGCCGAAGAGCAGCUGUCCACGGAGCUCAGAUGCCAUUACUAGAUACUCGAACACAAGAUGUGUUGUUUGCUUGUAAUAUAUAAAACAUGUUUUAUGAUCUCAUUUGUCAAGUGGCUCCAUGCGUGUCUGGCUGCUGAGCUUUUUGUUUGUUUUUUGCACUUUUUGUCAGAAAUUCGAUGGAGAAUUCCUCCAAUUAAAGAGUUUGUGGUGAA